AUGGAUGAGAUUUUAGCCAAAGCUGGCAGCCAAGCCGUGACCUUCGCUAUCAGAUCGGGUAUAUCUAUUGCAUCGAGUUAUGCCAUCAAAACAGUUGCUACUUUCGUGCAAAAAAUUCCGGAAGAGGAUGCUUCUAGGCUCAAAAGACUACGGGAGAAGCUGGAAACCAGAAUAGAGAUUGUUUCAGCUGCCAUCGAUCUAAUAAGACUAGUGGCAGCAAAGGGUAACACGGGUCUCGGAAGCACGCUGAAACUCACACGAGACCUGAAGGAAGAGAUCGACCAAUUCGAUGCACGAAUAAGUGCCAUAACUGGCAAUUUUAACGUGAAGAAAAACGAGCGAGACUCAAUCAAGGCUGUGGAAAAGUAUAUUCUCGAUUUACUGGAAAGAAUCGAGGAGGUCAUACCGGUGAUCAAUCUUUCUUUAACAACCUCUGGCGCUAAGUUGAGCACUGCUUUACCACAACAGAUUUCUCCAGGACGUUUACUACAGGCAUCGAACUACGUCGCUAGGAGUAAUGAUCUUUUCGAAGCUGAUAAUAAAAAUGUUCAAUUAGGACCAACUUUUGAAUUGACCUUAUUUUCAGUGUUUCAAAAUCUUACCUCUGCUGAUUCGAAAGCUCGUGUUACAUGGAAGGAGGACAUGAGAAAAGCUCUUUUCAGCGUUUGGAGAAGGGAAAAUAAAGAUAGAGAAUACGACUAUUUCUUAAGAAUCAAAGAAAGUUUUGACGACGGCCUUUAUCACGACGACACAGAAGAAAAAGUGAAAGAACUGCAAUUUGAUAUAUGGCAAAUUGUAAGGUUAUUUUUCACAGCUUCCGGUAAGCUGCUGAAACUAGAGGAGCGUAACUCACCAGUGCUUGUCCUGAAAAUUGAUAAAAAUCUCAAAAGUCCAUUCGCCGAUGAUCAGGGUAUUUCCACCGAAGACAUCGAAUGGCUUGCAUUUGGUGAGUAUGAAGCCUCAAAUGAGUCCGAGGAAUCAGACUCCGAUGAUACAGACGAAGAUGACACAAGCAGCAUACAAAAAAAUGGAAAGACUGAAGUGAGCAGCUCUAUAGCUUUGCUCGAGUAUAUUUUGCGGCUCUCUUCCCUGCAGUGUAAUGACCAAAAAAGCAUUCUUGAAGUUCAUGACGAGCGUUUAUCCACAUAUUUGAACGAUGAAAAUCCUAACUCAAUAGAAACAAAGAAGUACAAUGUGGAUGAAAUGACAACAAAACUGGAAAAGGUGAAGCUUCAUGGUGCACAUCCUUAA
This is a messenger RNA of Lachancea sp. 'fantastica', 1251 nucleotides long. Lineage: Eukaryota; Fungi; Ascomycota; Saccharomycetes; Saccharomycetales; Saccharomycetaceae. The record is from the annotation of a GenBank genome assembly.